CCGAAACGGCCACCUCCCCCGUGGCAGCGCGCGCCGCCCACGCCGCCAUCAUCGGCCCCGCUCGGAGGGCCGGGCGGGCACCAGGACGGGAAGGAGCACGCCCUCGAGUGGCGCGUGAACAGGCCCAGGGCCGACAAGACCAGGAGCCCGCCCAUGACCUGCGAGGACGCGGGGUGCGAGAACUGCUACAGCAAGCCAGGGUGCGUGUACAAGGAGGACGACCUGGCAGCUUUCGGGUCGUGGCUGGAUCAGGGCAUGACGCCGCUCGCCACGUACUGGGGCGGCAGCGGGAAUACCUGGAUCGACGGGGUCCAGGACGACGAGGCCGGCGGCUGCAGGCUGGGCCCGAAGGGCACCCCCGGGACGGAGGAGUACGGGGACUACGAGGCCGGCGGCGGCUGCGGCGACGCGUGGUUCAGCGUCGGAGAGUUCUCGCUGGAAGACAUCCAGGACCCGGUCAAGGACUGGGACAAGUUCUUCGCGGAGAUGGAUUCGAAUCCUUUGGUCCAGCAGCUCUGAGGUCUUUUUGUCUGCCUGUUCUCUGCCGUCUGCAUGCGUGGCGGUUCGGGCGCGCACAUACCGGGGGGGGGAUCUGAGGGCGGGGACGGGGCCACCCCGACACCAGCCACAAUCAUGCGACGAAGCCUUGCCGUCAGCCGCAUGUCGUUAAUUCGAUGCUGAAUUCGGAUGGAAUUGAAUAAUUUGAAUCUCGUCUGACCGGCGCCGAGCUGGCAGCCGACUGGCCGUCGUUGCGAGGCGCUCUUGCACCUCCGCGCCAAAUGGGCGCGGCUGGCGCGCGUCGUCGCUGAGGCUCAGGUGGGCUUCUCGAGAAUAGGACCGCCAUGCUCUGCACUUGCAGGCAGCGGCCGCGGGCCCAGUCGCCUCUGGCCCCCUGGGGCUCGCGUGGCGCCCCUCGAAUCGGGCGGGCCCCCAGGCCCGGGAUGGGUCGUUCCAGAGCGUUCCAGAACGCUCUUGGGAUGUUCUGGAGCGCUCUGGAACUCGAGGAAGAAAAACGACACAAACAUACACUUUUGGCGCUUCGCGCGGAUUUCUUGGAUCUGCGCUGGAGCGCUCUGGCAGCGCCUCUGGCGCCGCCCCCGGCGCGCUCCGCGCGCCAGGGAGGGGAUCCAGCGCAAACCCAAGAAACCCACGCGCCGCGCCAACAGUUUAUGUUUAUGCCGUUUCUUCUUCUUCUUCUUCUUCUUCUUCUUUUUCUUCUUCUUCUUUG
Messenger RNA from Prorocentrum cordatum, 1228 nucleotides. Lineage: Eukaryota; Dinophyceae; Prorocentrales; Prorocentraceae. The record is from the annotation of a GenBank genome assembly.